Messenger RNA from Stylonychia lemnae, 645 nucleotides. The record is from the annotation of a GenBank genome assembly. Lineage: Eukaryota; Ciliophora; Spirotrichea; Sporadotrichida; Oxytrichidae.
AUGGAUCAGAGUAAUUAAGACGAAGCUAGACAAUUUCAGUCAAAUAAGUUAAGAAACAAAAAUUUUAAUUAGAUUAUAUUGAAGGCAUUCUAAUCCUUUUAUAAGAGUGCAUUACUUAAAAUUGGAUUAAGCUUGCUCAGUAAUAAGCUAAAUGUUAUGAAAGUUUCAAAGCAAUAUAAAAAUAUAUUGAAAUUUGGAAUAAUGGCAGCAGCUUUUUCGUUCCUUUACAAUUUUUCCAGAUUUUUGAUGAGGAAAUUGCAAAUUGAUAUAAAAGAGGAUUAUUAGGUUUUUAUCUCUUCAUUGAUCAGUGGCUUCGCUCUAUUUCUUGCUGAAAGUAGAGAUAGAAAACUCUUAUAAAUUGCAAUAUACCCUAGAGCUAUUGAGGCACUCUACAGUCUUCUUAAAGAAUAGGGAGUAAUUAAACCAAUAAAACAUGGUGAAUAUAUAACCUGCGUAUUAGCAAUGAUUCUCUUAGUCUAUCUGUAUCUCUUUGAGCCCUACUGUGUCGGAGAAGGCUACGCUAAAAACCUUGACUAUUACUCAGGAGUAACCAAGGAUGAACUCAAGCUUUUCACAAUGGGCAGAGUAAUAAGCAAGAACAUGAUCAGAGAAAACUAUUAAAAUAACAAUUUACUAACAGUGUGA